AUGCAAAUAAUCAUCGGUCAUCUCAAAGACAUAGCAGACUCCCUAGAAUUUGAUCUUGCAGAGGCCAUCAUCGCGCUACAAGUGGUACCUACAAAAGAUGAAUUAGCCCUCCGUCAUUCAGCAGAUAGGCUCAGAAAUGAUGCCUUGCUUCAAGCAGUAUCUACCGGGAACUUUCUCGCUGCGAAACGGUUGGUCAAGAAUGGAGCGGAUGUCAACGCCACGGAUCACUACGGCCAGACUGCUCUUCAUCUGACCGUUAUAGGAGGUGCCCGGGAAUUGACUCUGAGCAUCUUGGACAAGGGAGGUGAUCCUAAUGCGCAGGACAACGAUGGACGCACUCCUCUACAUCGAGCCGCCGAGAUGGGUGACGCAGACACUGUAAAACUUCUUCUCGAUAGAAAAGCGGACUGCACAAUCCGAAACAGAUGGAACGAGACCCCAGUCAGAGUCGCAAGGAGAGCGCAUCAUCUGGGCGUAAUGAAGAUGCUACAGGAGGCACAGAACAUGCGACAAGACUUACAGGUAUUUGCUAUACACUCCCUACCACCAGAGUAG
Messenger RNA from Fusarium vanettenii 77-13-4, 555 nucleotides. RefSeq lists its product as uncharacterized. Lineage: Eukaryota; Fungi; Ascomycota; Sordariomycetes; Hypocreales; Nectriaceae. Gene Ontology annotation, molecular function: protein binding. The transcript has a single exon. Bases 1 to 555 code for a protein of 184 amino acids. The record is from RefSeq and is a predicted model, not a curated record.